Colletotrichum phormii is the source of this 1458-nucleotide messenger RNA. RefSeq names its product hexokinase. NCBI's taxonomy places the organism in Eukaryota, Fungi, Ascomycota, Sordariomycetes, Glomerellales, Glomerellaceae. Gene Ontology annotation, cellular component: cytosol; mitochondrion. Bases 1 to 1458 code for a protein of 485 amino acids. Gene Ontology annotation, biological process: mannose metabolic process; carbohydrate phosphorylation; glucose 6-phosphate metabolic process. Gene Ontology annotation, molecular function: glucokinase activity; mannokinase activity; D-glucose binding. The transcript has 5 exons. The record is from RefSeq and is a predicted model, not a curated record.
AUGUAUGAAAAUUUAGGUUCCAUGGCCGAUGUGCCUAAGGAUCUUCUGACCGAGGUCAAGAAGCUCGAGGAGCAGUUCACUGUUCCCACUGAGAAGCUCAAGCAGAUCAGCGCGCACUUCAUCACAGAGCUGGACAAGGGUCUGAGUGUCGAGGGCGGUAGUAUCCCCAUGAACCCGACCUGGGUUAUGUCCUUCCCCGAUGGCUACGAGACUGGCACUUACCUUGCCCUCGACAUGGGCGGAACCAACCUCCGUGUCUGUGAGAUCACUUUGACGGAUCAGAAGUCUGAGUUCGACAUCAUCCAGUCCAAGUACCGCAUGCCCGAGGAGCUCAAGACUGGCCAGUCAGAGGAGCUGUGGGAGUACAUUGCCGACUGCCUGGCUCAGUUCAUCCAGACUCACCACCCCGACCACCCUCAAUCUCAGAAGAUUCCUCUUGGUUUCACCUUCUCCUACCCUGCCACCCAGAACUACAUUGAUGAGGGCAUCCUCCAGCGCUGGACCAAGGGUUUCGAUAUUGCCGGAGUUGAGGGCCACAACGUUGUCCCUUUCCUUGAGGCUGCCUUGGCGGCCAAGAAUGUCCCUAUCAAGCUGUCUGCCCUGAUCAACGAUACCACUGGCACCCUGAUUGCCUCUGCCUACACCGACACUAAGAUGAAGAUUGGCUGUAUCUUUGGCACUGGUUGCAACGCUGCUUACAUGGAGGACUGCGGCUCUAUUCCCAAGCUUGCUCACAUGAACUUGCCUCCCAACACCCCCAUGGCCAUCAACUGCGAGUGGGGUGCUUUCGACAACGAGCACAAGGUCUUGCCUCGUACCCCCUACGACAUCAUCAUUGAUAAGGACUCUCCUCGCCCCGGCCAGCAGGCCUUUGAGAAGAUGAUUGCCGGUCUCUACUUGGGCGAGAUCUUCCGCUUGGUCCUCGUUGACCUCCACGACAACAAGUCUGUGCACAUCUUCGAGAACCAGGACAUUGCCAAGCUCCGUAAGGCUUACACCUUGGAUUCCUCGUUCCUGUCCGCCAUUGAGGACGACCCCUUCGAGAACCUGCAGGAGACUAGCGAUCUCUUCCUCUCCAAGCUGAACCUCAAGGCCACCAGACCCGAGCUGGAGCUGGUUCGUCGCCUUGCUGAGCUCAUUGGCACCCGCGCCGCCCGCCUCUCGGCCUGCGGUGUUGCUGCCAUCUGCAUGAAGAAGGGCUAUGACAACUGCCACGUUGGUGCUGACGGCUCGGUGUUUAACAAGUACCCCCACUUCAAGGCCCGUGGAGCCCAGGCUUUGCGCGAGAUUCUUGACUGGCCUGCUAAGACCAACCCUAAGGAGGAAGAUCCCGUUGAGAUUCUCGCAGCAGAGGACGGCAGUGGUGUUGGCGCAGCCCUGAUUGCUGCCUUGACCCUUAAGAGAGUCCAGAACGGCAACAUGGCUGGCAUUCUCCACCCCGAGAACUUCACAUCAUAG